CGAUGUUUUCCUUUCCAUCUCAAAUCAACAGCACCAAAAAUUUUCCUCAUCAAUUCCCAUUUCCCAAUCUCCCUAUCCCUCUCAUUUCCCCAAAUGGCUCUCCAAACAAAGGAACAGGAAUUCAUUUUCCGAUCAAAACUCCCUGACAUUUACAUACCAAAACACCUCCCUCUACACUCCUAUUGCUUUGAAAACAUUUCCAAAUUUGGCUCAAAACCAUGUUUGAUCAACGGUUCAACAGGGGAGGUAUACACAUACUAUGAUGUUGAUCUCAUUUCUCGCAAGGUUGCCUCUGGCCUUAACAAGCUUGGCAUUGGACAUGGAGAUAUUGUCCUUAUCUUGCUACCAAACACGCCUGAAUUUGUCUUUGUUUUCCUUGGUGCGUCACAUUUAGGUGCUACAACCACAGCUGCCAAUCCUUUCUUUACUCCAGCUGAAAUAGCAAAACAAGCAAAAGGGUCCAACGCAAAGCUCAUUAUCACGCAAGCUAGUUACUAUGACAAAGUCAAGGACUUGGCACAUGAAAAUAAUGUCAAGAUCAUGUGCAUAGACUCACCCCCGAAAGACUGCUUGCAUUUCUCAGAGCUAACACAAGCCAAUGAAAACCAAAUUCCUAAGAUCGAUAUCAGUCCCGAUGAUGUGGUUGCACUACCUUAUUCUUCAGGUACAACAGGGUUACCAAAAGGGGUCAUGUUAACACACAAAGGGCUUGUCACCAGUGUGGCUCAACAGGUUGAUGGAGAGAAUCCAAACCUUUAUUUUCACAGUGAGGAUGUGAUACUAUGUGUGUUGCCUUUGUUUCACAUUUACUCACUCAACUCGGUGUUGCUUUGUGGGUUGAGAGUUGGUGCUGCUAUUUUGAUCAUGCAGAAGUUUGAGAUCGGUUCUUUGUUGGAGCUGAUACAGAAACAUAAGGUGAGUGUGAUGCCUAUUGUGCCACCAAUCGUGUUGUCGAUUUCCAAGUCCCCUGAUCUUCACAAGUAUGAUCUAUCGUCCAUAAGAAUGCUCAAAUCUGGAGGGGCACCGCUGGGGAAGGAGCUUGAAGAAACUGUCAGAGCUAAGUUUCCCAAAGCUAAAUUUGGUCAGGGAUAUGGUAUGACAGAGGCAGGUCCAGUAUUAUCAAUGUGUUUGGCAUUUGCCAAAGAACCAUUUGAGGUGAAAUCAGGAGCAUGUGGCACUGUUGUAAGAAAUGCAGAAAUGAAGAUUGUUGACCCUGAAACUGGUGCCUCUUUGCCUCAUAACCAACGUGGAGAGAUUUGCAUUAGAGGAGACCAAAUCAUGAAAGGUUAUGUUAAUGAUCCAGAGGCCACGGCUAGAACUAUAGACAAAGAAGGUUGGUUACAUACAGGAGAUAUUGGCUUAAUUGAUGAUGAAGACGAGCUCUUCAUUGUUGAUAGGUUGAAGGAACUUAUCAAAUACAAAGGGUUUCAAGUAGCCCCUGCCGAGCUUGAGGCAAUUCUACUCACCCAUCCUAACGUCUCUGAUGUCGCAGUGGUCCCCAUGAAGGACGAAUCAGCAGGAGAGGUCCCUGUUGCAUUUGUGGUGAGAUCCAAUGGUUCUCAGGUCACAGAGGACGAAAUUAAGCAGUUUGUUUCUAAACAGGUGGUGUUUUAUAAAAGAAUAAAUCGGGUAUUUUUCAUCGAUGCGAUUCCCAAGUCGCCAUCAGGAAAAAUCUUGAGGAAGAACUUGCGUGAAAAACUGGCAGCCGACUUUUCAAAGUGAAUGAAUGAAUACACAUAUUGCAACAAGCUCUGAAGAUGAUGCAUCAUACAUAGCUAUAUGAAAGCUAUUGAACUUUGCUACCACGACUUUUUUUAAUUAGUGUGAGUUUGGAAAGAAAUCAUGUAUAAAGGAUCGCAAUUGCAAUUUUCAUUGCAAGAACACUAUUACUUUAAUAAUUAACACAUAAGCCUCCGUUUGGAUACA
This is a messenger RNA of Quercus robur (English oak), 1926 nucleotides long. RefSeq names its product 4-coumarate--CoA ligase 2-like. The record is from RefSeq and is a predicted model, not a curated record. Bases 94 to 1722 code for a protein of 542 amino acids. The transcript has 5 exons. NCBI's taxonomy places the organism in Eukaryota, Viridiplantae, Streptophyta, Magnoliopsida, Fagales, Fagaceae. Gene Ontology annotation, molecular function: CoA-ligase activity.